CAAAUUAGCAUUGGUUGCCAGGAUUAGUCAGGUGCAGUGUCGGCUAUGGCAUGUGUUGAGAAAAGUCUCACUGACAUCAUAGCUACGGUUUCGUUUUGCUCAGGCUUCAGGUUAACGUUAAAUGUGUAGUGAGAUAACAGAGCAUUAGCUUCCUUUCGUACCCGUAUCAUAUCGGAAUCAAACGUUGGUGGAUUUCUUUGAAUGAGCAAGUGGCAUCUAUGGCUUCCAUGAAUAAUCGCUAAUUCGUUCUCUCGUCUUUAUAAUUUUACUGCCAGUAUUUUUCAUGGCAAAUGGAAAGAUAAGUAACAUUCAUGUUUGUUAAUGUCAGCGUUAGCUACUUCCCUAACAAUUGCCUGGAGUCGGAAAGGCCUAUUUAGCUUGCUCAUCCCCGCCUUUCUCGUGUACUGCAACACCGGAAAUCUCUCCUUAUUUUCGGGGUAAGGAUCGGGUGUUGACUCCGGUUAACUCCGAUUCAACAACCUAGUGGUAUUUUCGGGACUGACAAAGGGAAAAGGGGGCUUUGGUGGCCAUCCCUAGAGCCCUGUGUACAAUUGGACCCUCUGCUAUAAAGGUCUGCUGGGUGUGAACCCGCAACAGAAGUGUGUCCUGUCCUGCUGGGACUCAUUGGAGGAUGCUUGUCAACUUUACUGGUACUGUGCCUCUCUGCUCGGCCGAUCACCGCCUCCAGUAGCACCAUGAGUGGUAGCCCGGGCAGGAUCGACUGCAGACGCCUCCUUAAAUCCUCCAAAUGAUAUGAUAGUAGCCACCUGGAUUGCAUUCUGUGCCAGCAGAAGCCUUGCGCGGGUUCUGCGACUCACCGUAGAACAGCUGCACACGCUACAGUUUUGGCAGACCCUCGGGGCCACCGGAACCAUGGGGAACAGCUGUGUAUGCAGAGAGGACAGUGACGUGGAGGACGCAUCCGCGCCCCGGGGGCGGCUGAGGCGCGGCGACCACACCACCGUAGAGACGACGGAUGCCCGGGGCAGCCGCCCACGGGACCCGGUUAGGCCGCCCAGACGUGGCCGAGGUCCACAUGAGCCUCGACGAAAAAAGCAAAACGUUGACGGCUUAGUACUUGAUACAUUAGCCGUUAUUAGGACUCUGGUUGACAAUGACCAGGAGCCACCGUACUCCAUGAUCACACUACACGAGAUGGCAGAGACCGAUGACGGCUGGCUGGAGGUGGUCCAGUCUCUGAUCCGGGUCAUUCCUCUGGACGACCCACUGGGGCCUGCUGUGAUCACGCUGCUGUUGGACGAGUGCCCUCUGCCAACCAAAGAUGCUUUGCAGAAGCUGUCAGAGAUGCUGAGCUUGAGCUCAGCUGUGGCGCGUCAGGAUGCACUCAUCCCUGCCAAACACCGCAACACCACCGCUGUGCUGGGCUGCCUGGCCGAGAAACUCGCCGGCCCCGCCAGUAUAGGCCUCCUCAGCCCUGGAACCCUGGAGUACUUAUUGGAGAGUCUGAGCUCAGAAGCACAUCCCACUGUUAUGCUCUUUGCUUUGAUCGCGUUGGAGAAGUUCUCCCAGACAAGUGAAAACAAGCUCACGGUGUCAGAGUCGUGCAUCAGUGAUCGUCUGGCGGUACUGGAGUCAUGGGCGGAUCACUUGGACUACCUGAAGCGGCAGGUCGGAUUCUGUUCCCAGUGGAGUCUGGACAACCUGUUCCUGAAAGAGGGUCGUCAGUUUACAUACGAGAAGGUCAACCUGAGCAACAUCAACGCCAUGCUGAACAGCAACGACGUCAGCGAGUAUCUGAAGAUCUCGCCCAGCGGUCUGGAGGCUCGCUGUGAUGCCUCCUCUUUCGAGAGCGUCCGCUGCACGUUCUGCGUGGACUCUGGCAUCUGGUACUACGAGGUCACGGUCAUCACCUCUGGGGUCAUGCAGAUCGGCUGGGCCACCAAGGACAGCAAGUUCCUCAACCACGAGGGCUAUGGGAUUGGGGAUGACGAGUACUCGUGUGCUUAUGAUGGCUGCAGGCAGCUGAUCUGGUACAACGCUCGCAGCAAACCUCACUCCCACCCCUGCUGGAAAGAAGGUGAUGCCAUAGGCUUUCUCUUAGACCUCAAUAAGAAGCAGAUGAUCUUCUAUCUAAAUGGACAUCAGCUUCCCCCAGAGAAGCAAGUGUUUUCAUCAGCCACGUCGGGCUUCUUUGCCGCGGCGAGCUUCAUGUCUUAUCAACAGUGUGAGUUCAACUUUGGGGCCAAGCCGUUCCGCUACCCCCCAUCUGUCAAGUUCAGCACCUUUAAUGACUUCGCCUCUCUGGCAUCAGAUGAGAAAAUCAUCUUGCCAAGACACAGACGCCUGGCCCUGUUGAAGCAAGUGAGCAUCCGAGACAACUGCUGUACCCUGUGCUGUGAUCAGAUGGCUGACACAGAGCUCAGACCCUGCGGACACAGUGGGAUUUGCAUGGAGUGUGCCUUACAGCUGGAGACGUGCCCCCUGUGUCGCCAAGACAUCCAGACGCGUGUCAGACUCAUCUCCCACGUGUCCUGACACCACCGCCCCUCCCUCGCCGCCCUCUCCCCACCCACACAAUCUCACUGAGGGACACGGGGACUCGGACAUUCCCCCGCCUCCAUUCGAAACAGUCCCCGCUGUCCAACAGAAGACACACACCUGACCAACGGAAUCAUGAUUUGAGGGUUGGACACUCACCGGUCGGUCGGCCCACAGAAAAGAGAGAGAGAGAGAGAGAGAGAGAGAGAAAAAGAAGAGCAGAAGAAGAGGAAGGUGGAGGAAGAGGAGGGGGAGGGGUAGACUGACAUCUUCCCCUGAGAGCACUGCACAGAGGUGCAGAUUUGCUGUCUGUCUAUGAGUGUGUUUGUGAGAGAGUGUGUGUGUGUGUGUGUGUGUGUGUGUGUGUGUGUGUGUGUGUGUGUGUGUGUGUGUGUGUGUGUGUGUGUGUGUGUGUGUGUGUGUGUGUGUGUGUGUGUGUGUGUGUGUGUGUGUGUGUGUGUGUGUGUUUGUGCCAUUGUCAGACACAGAGAAAGAGGGGUGAGGAGCUUCUGUGUGGAGACAGAAAAGCAUUUGUAGAAACAUGCCAUAAAACUUCAUGCGAUUCAUACACAGCAGCAUUCUACACUUGGAUUGGCCUUCUGCUCUUGACUCCCCCAACCCCUUUGGAGGAGAAUAUACUCCCAAGACUCUCUGCUCAGUGUGUCCUACGUAUCUCUGCGUAAAGAUGUGUUCAUUGUAUCUGUGAUCUCUCAUGUUUCAAUUCCAACUCGACACAAAGGCACAACAGCAAAAAAAAAAACACAAAAAAAAGAGCUUCGUUACCUGUUUUUAUUUUCGUGAUGUCAAUGCCUGACUCCUGAGAGGUGCGUAGGCUGGGUCCAGCUUCGUCUCUCCCUACUCUUCUGUACUUGAAACGGUUCUGGAUAAACUCCCUACAUCCUGAAUGAGAUGUGUUAAAAAAAAAAGAGAGAGAGAGAGAGAGAGAGAAUCAUAAUUGUGAAGAAACUGUGAGUGAAAUGGUAUAUAUUUGUGCAAACAAGAAAUGCAAAAAAGCAGAAUCUGCAUUUAAUAAUAAUGCCUAAUCAUGAAGGGUAAUAAGUUAAUAAUCAAAUUUGUAGAGGUUCAAAUUUGGAAAAUGAGGAUGCCCAGGAUGAAAAGUUACCCAGAUGUUCAGAAAUCCCCAGAAGGGGUUUUGGGCAUGAUGUGCUUUUGGCCAAAUAGUUUUGGCUGCUAAGAUAUUUGUUUGGGGUUGUUGGGUAGCCAUGUUUAAAGAGCCACGGAUGUAUCCUGGGGUUCCAAAGAUCAUUUAAUGACAUACAAAUCAUUUUUUCUGGAUUGUGAUGUUUGUAAUAAACGUCUGUUUAUGUGUUGCAUAA
Sardina pilchardus (European sardine) is the source of this 3836-nucleotide messenger RNA. It is a transcript of the gene rspry1, whose product is annotated as ring finger and SPRY domain containing 1. Bases 754 to 2496 code for a protein of 580 amino acids. Gene Ontology annotation, molecular function: ubiquitin-protein transferase activity; protein binding. Lineage: Eukaryota; Metazoa; Chordata; Actinopteri; Clupeiformes; Clupeidae. The transcript is spliced from 15 exons. Gene Ontology annotation, cellular component: cytoplasm. The record is from RefSeq and is a predicted model, not a curated record.